CUCCAUUAAUCAAAUCAUGGCCCUUUUAUUUAUUUAGGGGUUUGCCGCCGGAGCUGGCGGACGAAUACCACAAAAUCCAAAACAACAAAUGAAGUCAAUGCCAACUUCUAUCCAUUUCCACAUGGAAGCGCAGCAAGAUUUGUCCCCUUUUGACUUAGUAUUGUGCCGUUUCUUGUUCUUCCUUCCCGCUCUGGGUGGACAGUAUUCCAUCGGAUAACCUUUUUUCCAAGCCCAAACACAAAAAAGGAACCAUAUAAAUAAAUCAACACAACGUGUAAUUUGUCCUGAAAGAAGUUUAAUCAACAAUCUUAAGGUAGUAUUAUGGAGUUCAGAUUCGGCAUCGUGGGUUCCUCCGGCAACGGAAUAAGUUCCGAAAUUCCGGUGGAAACCUCUUCGGUCGCCAUGGUUGUGCCGUCCUCACCAAUACCCUUCGGGGCAAGUGUGGGGGCCGCAACCAUGACGUCACUUUCAAUGCCGAGCUCAAUCUUCGGGUCGGCCCUCGACCCAUUCCCGGACUCGAAACCACAGGGGAUCACCCCGUCGAUAAUUCGAACCCGUUUCUCGGACCGACUAUGGCUUCGGCCUCGACAGUCAACUUUGGACCGAACGCGGGCAUUCCCACACUGGUCAACUUAGGACCGAACGCGGGUUUGUGAUGAUGAACAAAUAAAGCCAAUUAUUGAAGAUGAAGCAUAAUUUGAUACCGUUUCCCUCAUGUGUUUGCCAUAAACUUGAGAAACAUCCUCAAAAUUAGCUCAUGAACUCAUGCAAUCGGAAAGGGAGAUGGCAAAAAUUAGGGGUAAUACUAAUUGAAGAUAAGAACAUGGUGAAAAGCUGAGAUCAGAAGCAAUUGAGCGCGUUGAGAUCUGAAGGAGAUGUGAGAAGCUUUUUGUUGCAGAAACGGUAAAUGGUAAGCUCAGAUCGGAAAUGGAGUUUGGUGAGAUGGGAAGUGGAGUUUGCUGAGAUCCGUAUUACUCCGUUAAUUAUUUUGUUGGGAUUUGUUAUUUUAUUUUAUUUUUAUUAAAUGAUAUGAUGAUGU
Molecule: messenger RNA, 1039 nt
Organism: Cuscuta campestris
Lineage: Eukaryota; Viridiplantae; Streptophyta; Magnoliopsida; Solanales; Convolvulaceae
Source: the annotation of a GenBank genome assembly